UAUCCCCCAGUCGCCCUGCUUCGUGGUAACUCAACUGUUACUGGAACGAUUACGUUUGACCAGGCAAGCGAAACUGCACCGACCAUCAUCUCAUGGCAUAUCCGAGGCAAUAGUCCCAACUCCCAGAGGGCAUUUCACAUUCAUGAGUUCGGGGAUAAUACUAAUGGGUGUACUUCUGCCGGUCCGCACUUUAACCCUUUCAGUCGCUCACACGGUGCCCCAACGGAUGAGGACCGCCAUGUUGGCGACCUAGGCAACUUCCAAACUGAUUCAAUGGGAGAUUCUACGGGGUCCCUUGAGGAUCGUCUAGUGAAGUUGGUUGGACCCGAGAGUGUAAUUGGGCGCAUGACUGUUGUGCACGCUGGCACGGACGAUCUUGGGCGUGGAGGAAACGAAGAGUCUAAGAAAACAGGAAAUGCUGGAGGGAGACUAGCUUGUGGUAUUAUUGGGCUUGCUCCGUCUGUGCAAGCUGGGAAUAGCAAGUUCAAGUUCACAAGUGUUCUGUAG
This is a messenger RNA of Talaromyces rugulosus, 507 nucleotides long. RefSeq lists its product as uncharacterized. NCBI's taxonomy places the organism in Eukaryota, Fungi, Ascomycota, Eurotiomycetes, Eurotiales, Trichocomaceae. The record is from RefSeq and is a predicted model, not a curated record. Gene Ontology annotation, molecular function: superoxide dismutase activity; copper ion binding. The transcript is spliced from 4 exons. Gene Ontology annotation, biological process: removal of superoxide radicals. The annotation marks the transcript as partial.